UCUCAUCUCCUCCCAAGCAUAUCCCUUGGUCAGCAAACUUCAACGGAAACAUUUUCCUUGCAGUCGGAAACCCUCAAGCCUUUGGAUGGUUCCCGUACCCGUAACGAGGAGGCUACCCUGAACGCUAUUCAGAUUUCUGUCUCUAUUCCCUUGCUCGACUUCUGAGCACGCUCGUCGCCCCAUUCCACCUUUGUUACCGGUACAUUGACGAAUUGGGGGCUAGGCGCCCUCUAAAAAAGCAAAAAAGUUGGGCCAAGCGCAACUUGUACGCCAACGUCAAUCGUGUCAGCCACCAGUCUGUUGGCCCAUCGGUUGGCCCGUCAGUGCGCCUUCACAGCAAUGCUUCCGUGUGCUCGGCGACACUAAUUCCAGCACACGCUCCACCCUUUUUGGUUUCUUCAACUGCCUUUGCCCUGGUCGGCACUUUAACCAUGUCGAGCUUCGUCCCCCAGGAUUUCUCGUGGACAUCAAUCCCAACCGAACUACUGGCCGCCGAACUAGCACGCCGCGAUGACGUUGACACAAAACCCAAGUGCGGUAGUAAAGAAAGAGGACACUAUGACACGGCUCUACACGUCUUUGCCCUCGGGCUGAUCUUGCUUCUGAGCACCUGCGCUUGUGCAUUUCCCCUCCUCACGAACCGAUCCGGCGGAGGACGACGACAGACCAAAAUAGUCUUCAUAUGUCAACAUUUCGGCACCGGAGUCCUCAUCGCGACAGCCUUUGUGCACCUACUACCGACGGCAUUCCUCUCCUUGACCGACCCUUGCCUGCCGCAUGUAUUCAGCAAGGGAUAUACGGCCAUGGCUGGCCUCGUGGCCAUGACGGCCGCCCUUGUCGUCGUUUCGGUCGAAUCCUACCUCACCACCCGCGGCGGUCUGACACACAGUCACAGCCAUCACCAUGUAUGGGACGAGGAUGAUGAGGAGGGAGAGGACGGCAACAAAACCCAGGGCAUCAAUGGAGCUAGCAGUAGCGGUGGAAUGGCCGCUCGCCGGGAAAGGCGUCCUUCGAAUAUCAUGUUGGACGACAUCGGCGCUUCGGAAGGUCUCAUGGCCGGCGCCUCACCACUCCCCGAGUCUACACCCGUCGUAGCCUCUACGAACGGCAGGAAACACUUGAAUGGGAAUGCAAACGAUCCGCAAGAAAGAAACAAGCACGUCUACCAGCCCCGCGACUCUUCAUCUUCUUCCCGGGAAUCCCUGGACCUAGAACUGAACCUCGACGAACUCGACCCCGUCCCCGAGCACGACGCCCAGCCCCCGGCACCGCCAUCGCAACAACGCGACCGCAUGCUGGGACAGACACCAGCGCCGCCGCCAGACGAGCAAAAGCGGCUGCUGCUACAGUGCCUGCUCCUCGAAGCCGGCAUCCUCUUCCACAGCGUCUUCAUCGGCAUGGCGCUGUCGGUGGCGACGGGACCAGCCUUUGUGGUGUUUCUGGUGGCGAUAUCGUUCCACCAGUCCUUCGAGGGCCUGGCGCUCGGGUCGCGCAUCGCAGCGAUCCACUUCCCGCGGUCUUCGCUCCGGCCGUGGCUGAUGGUGCUGGCGUACGGCACCACGACGCCCAUCGGGCAGGCCAUCGGCCUGCUGGUCCACAACAUGUACGACCCGCGCAGCCAGGCGGGCCUGCUGAUGGUCGGCUUUAUGAACGCGAUCAGCGCCGGGCUGCUGCUGUUUGCCGGUCUCGUCCAGCUCCUCGCCGAGGACUUUUUGAGCGAAAAGAGCUACCGGGUCCUGCACGGGAGGCGGCGGACAGAGGCAUUCCUGGCGGUGUUUGGGGGCGCGGGGUUGAUGGCCGUGGUGGGGGCUUUUGCGUGAGUGACGCGGAGGGUAGCUUUUUUGGAUUUUCCGAUUAUAUCAUUUGUUAAUUGCCUUUAAUUUGCGUUUGCAUCUUUCAUUUCUUUCGCACAUGUAUCAGCGCUGCUUUUAUCACUUGAUUACUCGGCCAAUGUCUUUUUGUCUUUCUAGGCUGCAUAUAUUGCAUCACUCGGUGUUUUGGGGAGCGACGGCAUUGUAGCUUGAGCAGAUGGUCUGCGACCGGAUUCAGUUAAUUUAAGAAGCUGGGAUCGUAAUGGCAACAGCUCGUAUUUGUUGAAAGGGACUACAUUAAUCAUGACAGGUCCGGUCCGUUAGAGCUGAGGGCCAUCAAUUUGAGAUUGGAGCAAAGCUCUUUGUUUAUAUGAAGGAUCAGAUCCCCGAGCUGUCGAGCUGAGGCCAGGUCCAGCUUCGUUGGCC
Molecule: messenger RNA, 2237 nt
Organism: Pyricularia oryzae 70-15
Lineage: Eukaryota; Fungi; Ascomycota; Sordariomycetes; Magnaporthales; Pyriculariaceae
Product: zinc-regulated transporter 1
Exons: 3
Coding region: 432-1820 (462 amino acids)
Biological process (GO): zinc ion transmembrane transport
Cellular component (GO): plasma membrane
Molecular function (GO): zinc ion transmembrane transporter activity
Source: RefSeq, a predicted model, not a curated record